This is a messenger RNA of Egretta garzetta (little egret), 2544 nucleotides long. RefSeq names its product sodium-dependent lysophosphatidylcholine symporter 1. The record is from RefSeq and is a predicted model, not a curated record. The coding region runs from base 413 to 1966 and encodes 517 amino acids. Gene Ontology annotation, cellular component: membrane. Lineage: Eukaryota; Metazoa; Chordata; Aves; Pelecaniformes; Ardeidae. The transcript is spliced from 15 exons. Gene Ontology annotation, molecular function: symporter activity. Gene Ontology annotation, biological process: carbohydrate transport.
GUUCCCGCAGUGGUCUGGAGCUCAGGCAAAGGAUGACUUCUCUGCAGCCCUGGGAUGGGGAGGAAGUGCUGAAUCCAGCUUGACCUUUGAAGAGCACCAGAUUUCUCCACUUGACUGUGGAAAACCUGGCAGCUACUGCCCUGAGUAUGUGCUGCACUGAGCCCUGCCAGGUUUCCUGCCUCCAUGGGCAGGGUCUGGCCACGCUCCUCCCUCAGGGCCAGUCAUUUCCCUUCCAUCAGCUCCCCUUUGGGGCCCUGCAGAUGUUAUCUUCACUUGUCAAAUCUCCAUCCAGCUCUGAUCUUUGCCUGUGGUGCGCUCUUUGACAUACGAGGCAACUUCUUCCUCAGCCUGGGUGAAGAAACUUCUGUCUCCCCGCCACGUGCCACUGAAGGACGCGCUCGUGUCUGCAAUCAUGCUUCCAGGUGGUCACGAAGAUGCUGACCUGCGCAGGUUGACCCAAGAAGGGGCUCUCCCACAGAGCAGAGUGGAGCGCAGAGAGCUGCAGGAGAAGCCAGGACUGCCGCUCUGCAGAAAGGUUUGCUAUGCCAUUGGGGGCAUUCCCUACCAGAUGACGGGCAACGCCCUUGGGUUUUUCCUCCAAAUCUUCUUGCUGGAUGUUGUGCAGCUGGAGCCUUUCCAUGCCUCUUUGAUAAUUUUCCUUGGAAGAGCCUGGGAUGCAGUUACUGACCCUGCUAUUGGCUUCCUGGUCAGCAAAAGCCCAAGGAGAAAAUGUGGGAAGCUGAUCCCAUGGAUCGCAUGCUCCACGCCAUUCGGGGUGCUCUGCUACUGCAUGAUGUGGUCCACCCUCUCGGAUGCCACCCCCGCCUCCCUGAAAUUCCUGUGGUACCUGUUCAUGUACAGCUUCUUCCAGACUUGCAUGACUUGCUACCACGUGCCGUACUCUUCCCUGACAAUGUUCCUGGGAGGAACCCAGAGAGACCGUGACUCAGCCACCGCCUACAGAAUGGGGAUGGAGGUGUUCAGCACGCUCAUUGGGUCAGGAAUCCAGGGGCAGAUUGUGGGCAGUUACCAUGCCCGCAUGAUGAAUGGCUGUUACGUGUCAAAGGAGACGCUGCCCAACACCAGCACCUACAGCCUCACGGACUCUCUGGAGAACACGCGUAGAGCCUAUGUAUCUGCGUCCCUGGUCCUGGGCUCAAUCUAUUGCCUGUCCUGUCUGAUUCUCAUCUUUGGAGUCAGGGAGCAGCCUGGGCCCCUCAGCCCCCUGGGGAAGGUUGAGCUGCCCUUUUCCAGCUGCCUGAGGAGGAUCGUGGGACACAAACCCUACAUCCAGCUCCUGUGUGCCUUCCUCUUUGCAUCCCUGGCCUUCCAGGUCACACAAGGGAUUUUUGCCUUCUUCUGUACUCAUGCUGCAGGGCUGGCCGGGAAGUUUCAACAUUUAGUGCUUAUCAUGCUGGUCACAGCCUCCCUCUCUAUUCCCUUUUGGCAGUGGUUUUUGGGGAGAUUUGGAAAGAAAACUGCAGCGUCACUGGGCCUGGCGCUGAUCAUCCCAGCCCUGGCAGCCAUCACCCAGGUGAUGCACAGCUUCCUGGCCUUCGUCUUCCUGGUGAUCAUAGCAGGCUGCAGCAUGGCUGUGCUCUACCUUUUACCAUGGUCCAUGCUGCCAGAUGUGGUGGAUGACUUCAUGCUGAGGAACCCCAGCUGCCUCAACCUGGAGGCUCUCUUCUACUCCUUUUACGUCUUCUUCAACAAGUUUGCAGGUGGCCUUGCCGUGGGGAUAUCGACACUGAGUUUACAUUUUGCAGGUUACCGUCCUGGAGACUGCACAUACAACCCCUCCGUCAUCCUCACCCUGAAGCUUCUCAUGGCCCCAGUCCCAAUAAGCCUGCUGCUCAUUGCCAUAAUCAUCUUCUGCCUCCAUCCCAUUGAUGAGAAGAGGAGGAAGCAGAUGAGACUGGAGAUGGAGGCAAUGGGGCAUCAGGUACAGUGUGGCAGCCAAGAAUGAACCCAGGGCCGUAGCGGCUUUCCAGUCUGGUGCACACUGGCAGGAUCUGAGCAAAUUACUCCCCAGUUGUGCGCUGAAUUAAUUUGAAGCCUUAAGUCUUGCGGUGCAACAUUGCGAUCAGUGGGGAAGCCGGUGGUUUAGAGCUACGUCAGGGCACCUGCAGGAUCGUCGCAGCAGCCCAGAUUCAGAACAAUUUCUCAGAUGCACAAAGGGAUGCUUCUUCCCACCCCCCCACCCCCUCCUUUUUUUUGUUUUCUGGAGUGUGAAGGAUUUUCUUUGGGAUCACCUGACUAAACCCGGGGGCAGCUGUUGGGGUGCGCUGCCCUCUGCCACUGCGUUGCUUUCAGCCUCCCUGCCUCUGGAUUUACAAACAAGUAAAUGCCUUCGAGCAUCGAGGAAACGCUCUGAUUGUUGAGACCUUGAAGUGCUGCAGAAGGCACGAAUUCUCUUCCAAGGCACAUGCUCCUUGGGGCAGAGGAAUGGGCUUGAUCUGGAGCUUCCAGCCUGCAGCAAGGGCUGUGAUCCGGCCACGGGCCGCUGCAGAGCAGGACCUGACCCACUGCAGAGCAGGGAGCUGC